This is a messenger RNA of Anolis sagrei ordinatus, 689 nucleotides long. The record is from RefSeq and is a predicted model, not a curated record. NCBI's taxonomy places the organism in Eukaryota, Metazoa, Chordata, Lepidosauria, Squamata, Anolidae.
AUGGCACAGGCUACGAUGGUGUUUUGCUUCGUUUUCCUCAUCUUUCUCUAUUGUGGCAUCAACAUCAAUGGAGGGAGAUUUGAGCCACAAUCGUCUUCUUUAUCACAUCCUUCUUCUUCUCGUGAGUAUGGUGGGAGCGAAGGAGUAGAGUUCACACAUGCACGGAUCCAAAAGAAAGGGCCAAUCACUGCUAUUAGGAUCCGAGCUGUCUGGCAUUUCAUCGUGGGCCUCCAGAUCCGAUAUGGCCAGCAAUGGAGUAAAUACGUGGGUGGCCCAUUUGGAAAACUGCAAGAGGUCCCAUUGUUCCAAGGCGAAUACAUUACCCAAAUCAGAGGGAGUUAUGGCACCUAUCUUCACAAACUCGAAUUUAUCACUGAUCAACGGCGCCAAUUAUCCUUUGGACAGGACCGGGGCAUCCUUUUCAACGCAAUUCCACCCCAAAAGGAUGCUGUUUUGCGGUACCUCAGUGGCCGCUCUGAUUAUUUCAUUAAGGCCAUCCGUUUCCACUGGGAUGUUAAACCCGGACAAAGAGAGGAGUGAAAACAGCAACGGACAAGGACACUGAGCUUUAGACCAGUGGUUCUCAACCUGUGGGUCCCCGGGUGUUUUGGCCUACAACUCCCAGAAACCCCAGCCAGUUUGUCAGCUGUUAGGAAUUCUGGGAGUUGAAGGCCAAAACAUCUGGGGAC